Zygotorulaspora mrakii is the source of this 1287-nucleotide messenger RNA. It is a transcript of the gene WBP1, whose product is annotated as dolichyl-diphosphooligosaccharide-protein glycotransferase. The record is from RefSeq and is a predicted model, not a curated record. Gene Ontology annotation, cellular component: endoplasmic reticulum membrane; oligosaccharyltransferase complex. NCBI's taxonomy places the organism in Eukaryota, Fungi, Ascomycota, Saccharomycetes, Saccharomycetales, Saccharomycetaceae. The transcript has a single exon. The coding region runs from base 1 to 1287 and encodes 428 amino acids.
AUGUUAAGUAUCUUCACUAUUCUCUGCCUAAGCCUUUGUUUCUUUUCUAAUGCGUUAAGCAUACAUGGCUCAAAGACACUGGUUGUAUUCGAUGACCGACUAACUCAGCUGGACGAGUUUUCCUAUCUUUUUGAUUCGUUAAAGGAACGCUCUUAUGAACUAGAAUACUUAUCAGUGGCUAAUGACUCUGGAGAAAUUGAACUAUAUGACGGUGAGACCCCACUGUACAACAAUCUUAUGAUCUUUCCAAUUAAGGGCAAGGUUUUGAACAGAAAACUUACCGUUGAUAGCCUCCUCAACUUUUAUAACAAUGAUGGCAAUAUUUUUGUCAUCACUUCUCCAGAUGGCGUCGCUGAACCCGCUCGUAUGUUUCUGAAUGAAUUGGGUAUAUAUCCCAGCCCCAAAGAUCAUGUAGUUGUUGAUUAUUUUCAAGAAGUUCCUUCCUCCCUGGUAAUUUCUACUUCUGGCAUUGAGAGCAAAGACAUCUUUGAGGAUAUUGUGAACGAUUCUAUCAUUAUCGAAAAUAGCUCCGCUGCUUUGCUCGAUAAUCGUGACCAGAUAAUUCCAUUUAUAGCAGCCCCAAGAACCUCUUUUACGGAGGGCAAAGGAAAAGAAUCUUGGACAACAGGCUCUCAGGGAUUUCUCGCAGCUGGUUUUCAAUCUUUGAAGAAUAGUCGUGUCGCUUGGAUAGGAAGUGACGAGUUUCUUAAGAACGAAAAUCAAAACAGUAAUGGUAAAUUCAUUCAAGGAGUAGUUAAGUGGAACUUUAAGGAGAAAAAUGUUAUCAAGAUAACCGAGAGCGUACACUCCCAUGCCGAUGGUACUCCAUAUGAACUCCUCCCAUAUAAAAUUAAAGAUUCUGUAAGAUACGAUGUCGGGAUAUCAGAAUGGGACGGUGAAAAGUGGGUUCCAUUUUUAGCAACCGAUCUUCAAUUUGAGCUAAAAAUGAUUGAUCCUUAUUAUAGAUUACCUCUUAUCCCCUUGAACGUCGAUGAAUCUACACAAUACUAUUCUACAGGCAACUUUUCUCUUCCAGAUCACCAUGGGGUUUUUACGUUUCAGAUCGAUUAUAAGCGCCCCGGGUUUUCCUUCAUUUCAACAUCGGAUGUCAAAGCUGUUCGCCACCUAGCUCAUGAUGAAUAUCUAAGAAGCUGGGAUAUAACCAACUCAAGGGUAUAUUUAACGACCGUUUUUGUGUUGAUCUUUGUUUGGGUAUUGUUCGUUAUUUUCUUCAUUUCCACAACACCUGUGAAUAAAACGAUGGAGAUUCACAAGAAGACUAAUUAA